Messenger RNA from Copidosoma floridanum, 1959 nucleotides. It is a transcript of the gene Hrb27C, whose product is annotated as Heterogeneous nuclear ribonucleoprotein at 27C. Gene Ontology annotation, biological process: regulation of translation. Gene Ontology annotation, molecular function: mRNA binding. Lineage: Eukaryota; Metazoa; Arthropoda; Insecta; Hymenoptera; Encyrtidae. The record is from RefSeq and is a predicted model, not a curated record.
CGUCGCCGCUGCCGUUCCUUUAUGUUAUAUACAUAUACCUAAGAAUCAUCUCGGUGUGUGUGUGUGUGUGUAACGCCGAGUCCAGCAGCUCCCGGAGCCUCGACUAGCCGCUUUAGACUGCCAUAUUUCCGAGCCCCGGCACCCUCAGUUUCCCCUGUUCUGUUCUGGUAGUAGCAUGAGAGUAAAGACCGAGAUGGAUGACGAUGAAAAGGGAAAACUCUUCGUUGGUGGUCUGUCAUGGGAAACCACCCAGGAGAAUCUACAACGAUUCUUCAGCCGCUACGGCGAGGUCAUCGACUGCGUCGUCAUGAAGAACAGCGAGUCCGGUCGAAGUCGCGGCUUUGGCUUCGUCACCUUCAGCGACCCCAACAACGUCAACCUCGUACUCCAGAACGGGCCACACCAGCUCGACGGACGCACGAUCGACCCGAAGCCAUGCAAUCCUCGCACGCUCCAGAAGCCCAAGCGAAGUGGCAGCUUCCCCAAGGUCUUCCUUGGCGGAUUGCCCAGCAAUGUUACCGAGACCGACUUGAGAACCUUUUUCCAGCGCUUCGGCAAGGUCAUGGAAGUUGUCAUCAUGUAUGACCAGGAGAAAAAAAAAUCGCGAGGCUUUGGCUUUCUCAGCUUUGAGGAUGAAGAUGCAGUGGACCGAUGUGUUACAGAGCACUUUGUCAACUUAAAUGGAAAACAGGUUGAAAUUAAGCGUGCUGAGCCACGAGAUUCGUCCAGCAAGAUGAAUGAUUCUCAUCAAGGACAAUGGGGUCCGCCACAACAAGGACCACCAAUGGGAAUGGCAGGAAACAUGGGACCAAUGGGUGGACCCAAUGGUCAAAUGGGUGGACAAAUGAUGGCAGGCCCAAUGGGGCCACACGGUAACAUAAUGCAGCAGUAUCAAGGUUGGGGAACCAAUCCACAAACUGGUGGAUAUGCAGGAUACAGUGCUCAGUACAACACUCCAGGAUGGGGUGCACCUGCUGGACCACCACAGCAACAGCAAAUCCCACCUCCGCCACCUCAUCAGUGGGGCAGCAGUUACAAUGUGCAACCUCCUGCGAGUCAAGCAUAUGGAAGCUAUGGUGGGCCAGCGGCCGCUUCUGGGGGCUACGGGCCCACGGCGGGUACUGGUGGGGCUGCGGGCGGAGGACCAGGAGCAUCCUGGAAUUCGUGGAACAUGCCACAAAAUGGCCCUCCACCCGGGCACUCCAGUCAACCUCCACCCCAGCCCCCUCAGCCCAACUCCUCGCAGCCAAACUCCAACUCGAACCCCUCUGGUCCACCGGGUGACAUGUACUCGCGUCAGACAACAGGCUCAGGAGCUCCUGGUUCAAGUGGUAGCUCAACUAAGACACCCGAUUAUGCUGGUUACACCGGCUACAGCAAUUACGCAGAUACAUCAUAUCCACAGCGUUCUUAUCAAGGUGGAGAAAGCAGCCAAGGUGGGUAUGCUGCCAGCGCACCUAAACCGGGUCCACAAGGCUUUGAUCUCAAAGAGUGGCCCGCCUCAUGACCGUUUUAAUUUCAACACAAAAUUCCCGUCUUCACGGACGUAACAAGCGCCUAAGGCUUAAUUGCCUUGCUCUCGUGGGUUGUCCAUUUACUUUUCAACUCUCGGACCUGAUUCUACCGGCCGGCUACUACUCAUCACUCUACGCUAUCCCAGCAAUGAUCAACGUCUCGCUCAAUAAUUACACACUUUUUAAGUAACAUCACUAUACUGUCACUAUUGUUUUUUUUUGCAUCACGACCCAACAAUGAUAACACGCAGUACAAUCAGUUUUAUCAUUAAUCAUGACUUACAGUGUUUUUUAACAUUUUUUUUUUAUCUUCGCUAAUUUACACAAGUAUACAAACUAUAAACACAAUAUACGUAUUUACAUACACAUACAAAGUGCUCGCGUGAGACUCAAUUCUAACUAUAAUCCAGUCCUUUAUCCUAGCAAGCUUUUACCUUGAUUACUA